AUGGAGCUUGUGCUUCACCCAGUUACCAGUACGACCGCUCCCUUAGCUCCAGCCGACAUACACUCCGAUACCUUCACUCCGUCAAGUCUCUCGACUGACAGCAUUCUACCUUCCAUCAACUCGACUACCUCAUCGACCACAACCUUCUCCUCCUACCCUCGGAAGCAGCCUGAUUAUUCAGCGAACAAGCACAACACUCCAUUACCCUCAGUUACUUCAGCUUCGAUACAAACAGACCAUCUACCCACCUUCUCAAAGCGUCGACUUCCUGGAGCCGCCAAUCUUCUAUCCCGAUCGUUAGCAUCUCAGUCGCCUUCCUACAUGAACAUUGCUCAUCCGCAGUCCCCUGGCAUGGUUAUCAGCAGGCAUCAGAUUCAGCAACCGCACAACCAAUGGCCACGACAUAGCCAUCAGUUAUAUCCAGCUCCAAUACAAGCACAGUAUUUCCACGGAUUCCCCCAGGCCAAUAUUAAACAUCCUGAGCCACUAACAUCCAGCACGACUACUCUUUUAUCUGAUCAGCAUGGGCCAAUGAGCAGAGUCCCUUGGAUGGAGAUGCUAACUGAUCAGGUGACCAGGCUCCAACCAGAUGGUGUAAGCAGACGUCCUCCACUUUCACCAAUCGAACCCUCCCUUCUUGCGCCCCGUCAACAUACAUUCGGUAGCCCCCAGAACUACCAAACGCCAAAUGCUUCGGUC
Protopolystoma xenopodis is the source of this 699-nucleotide messenger RNA. The record is from the annotation of a GenBank genome assembly. NCBI's taxonomy places the organism in Eukaryota, Metazoa, Platyhelminthes, Monogenea, Polystomatidea, Polystomatidae.